Neoarthrinium moseri is the source of this 2274-nucleotide messenger RNA. RefSeq lists its product as uncharacterized. The transcript has 8 exons. Lineage: Eukaryota; Fungi; Ascomycota; Sordariomycetes; Amphisphaeriales; Apiosporaceae. The record is from RefSeq and is a predicted model, not a curated record. Bases 1 to 2274 code for a protein of 757 amino acids. Gene Ontology annotation, molecular function: O-methyltransferase activity.
AUGCGAGACCAGAUAGAUAUCAAGUUGGCAACAAGCCCCAACGACAUCAGCGCAGUGUCGAAUCUAGCCGCUGGAAUCAGCUCACUGGCGAGCACUCUAGAUAAGAAUGAUGAUGCAGCACGCCAUACCUUGCUUUUGAAGGCCCGAACGCUGGUUCAAGCGCUUGAGACGCCUAGAGAAACUAUGAUCAAGCACACAUGGGCUCAGCCUGGCGUCGCUGCUGGACUAAUUAGCGGCGUUGACACCGGCCUGUGGACAAUUAUGGCAAAGCACGUGGAUGAGCCACAGAAAGUCAACGACCUUGCCGACUCUUUGGACAUGGAGCCUCUAUUGCUUGAUCACGAUGAAUACAGAUUGACCAAUUUCUCAAAGUGCCUGAGCUUACCAGUGAUUGGGGAUGGCUAUCUGGCUCUGCUAGGUGGCACAGGGCGCAGUCCGGUCGAGUUUCACAAAUUCGCGCGACAUAACAACUGGCGCAACCCUACUGAUUCUGCAAACACACCUCUUCAGAUGGCUUACGGCACGGAGCAAAACUGUUUUGAAUAUCUGAGGUCCAUCGGAUAUGGUCAACAGGUGAACAAUCACAUGGGGGGUUAUCGCCAAGGCCGCUUGCCAUGGAUGCAUCCAUCCAUCUACCCAGUUGAAACCACUCUAUUCGCCGGAGCGGAUACUAGCCCAGAUACAACCCUGAUCGUCGACGUUGCCGGUGGUCUCGGGCACGAUAUAGCAGAGUUCCAGCGAAUGUAUCCGAACCACCCCGGGAAACUCGUUCUUCAGGAUCUUCCUGUAGUUAUCGCCGACGCUGAGAAGACGCUCGAUCCACGAAUUGAGUGUAUGGGGCAUGACUUCCUCGCCGAACAGCCUGUCAAUGGCGCACGAGCAUACUUCAUGCAUUCGAUCAUGCACGACUGGCCCGACAAUGUCUGCCAAAACAUUCUGGGGAGACUCGCUGAAGCCAUGAAGCCGGGAUACAGCAAGUUGCUGAUCUUUAAUUGCGUGAUACCCCGGACCGGUGCUUACUGGGAGAAUACGGCUGGGGAUAUCCUGAUGAUGACGCAGCUGCGCGCUCUGGAGCGCACCGAGGAGAACUGGUAUGAUUUGAUCGAGAGGAGUGGGCUUGGGCUGAGGAUUGUCAAAAUCUGGAGAUGCAAUCAGUCUGACGUGGAGAACCUGAUCGAGUGUGAGCCUGUGCGCCUCUUUGAAGCCAGGGAGGCAGCAGAGGUGGCGCUGACUCACAGCCGACAUUGGCCUGAAGCAUCGCUCGUAUAUCGCCCGGAGUGGGACCACCAGCAGCUGUGUGUUUGCCGCAAAGUCCGCUUGGCGCUGCUCGCCGUGAAUUGGACGAUGCAGGUUGCUCAGGUUAACGACUGGGCCGAAGGCCCCCGCUACACUACCACCGAUAAGCUUCCGGCCCCAUCCGCAGACGAGAUCCAGCUCCGGGUCUUGGCAGCCGGUGCCCACCAGGUCGUCCGUUCCCGCGCUGCUGGGAACCAUUAUUCGGCCAAGACCCUGCCUCACUACCCAGGCGUUGAUGGCGUCGGCAAAGACGAGACGACCGGCAAGCUCUACUACUUCAUGCACUUUGGAGACCGCUUUGGGAGCUUCUCCGAGUACGUGAAUGUGCCCAGAGAUGCCGUCGUCAUUUCCCUCCCGGAUGGGGUUGAUCCCGUGAGCUUCGCUGCCAGCGUCAACCCUGCCAUGUCGAGCUGGAUGGCAAUCACACAGCGCACGAAUGACCUACCCAAGAACUGGACCGCGCUCAUCAUUGGAGCAACGAGCGCCAGUGGGCGACUGGCCGUCCAUGCCGCCAAAGCAUUGGGCGCCGCGAAAGUGGUAGGCGUUGCACGCAGCGAGGAUGCGUUGAAGGCAGACAAGAGCCUCGAUGGCCAUAUUGCUCUGAAGGAGCCAGUCACGGCGACGGAUUUCUCCGCGGUCGACGCCGACGUCAUCUUGGACUAUGUCUACGGCGACGUCACGCAUCACCUGCUCACGACCCUGAAGACCAAGAAGCCCGUCCAGUACGUCCAAAUCGGCACUCUGUCCGGAACUGCCGAGAUAUCUCUCGCCGGUCCACUGCUCAGAUCCACCAAUAUUACCCUCAGGGGCGCUGGCCCAGGAAGCUGGAGGUUAUCCGCGCUGGAGGUGGAGCUGAAAACGCUCGUUCCCGCCAUGGCGAAGUGGCCCGCCUUGGACGCAGUGAACAUUCCCUUGGAGGAUAUCGAGAAUAAAUGGAAUGAUAGAUCAAUCAAGGGAAGGGUCGUCUUCACUCCGUAA